UUGAUCACAGAUAUCAAAGUCCAUAUGAUUGAAAAUAUUUUAAAAUGCAGUUGUAAAGUUGUGGCUUACUGUCGGAAUCUUAAAUAAGUGGAGUCAAUCACGUGAUUAGAUUUUCGAAACUUUCGAACCGUGUGUCGAACCCUGACGUCUUUAGUGCGUUUUACUCACACGGCUUUGUCUACAAUUAAGGUCACAGUGUUGUGAUUAUUAUGGCCAGCAGUGUGAACAUGGAUCCGGAUGUUGCUCGGAGGCUCUUUGAGGAGGGGGCCACCCUGGUGUUUCUCGGUGUUCCUCAGGGCACAGAACUGGGAAUUGACUGUAAGAGUUGGCAGGUUGGUCCCCGCUUUCGUGGUGUGAAGAUGAUCCCCCCAGGUCUGCAUUUUCUCCACUACUGCUCUGUGAACAGUCCCAGCUGUGGGAAUGAAGUUGGCCCAAAGACCGGCCUCUUCCUCACUCUCAAACCUAGAGAGAUCCUUUUGGCUAACUGGGAUCCCAAAGAAGAAGAUCUGAACUUCUCAGCUUCUCAGAAUGAGGAGGAGGUCACUCGAAUCCGGGCCACCUUGAAAGAGCUGGACCCAUUCCUUGGUCCUUACCCUUACGAGGUGAUGAGGAAGUGGGUGUCCCUUACUGAUCAUUUGAAUGAAGAGAUGGCCCAAAACCUCCAGCCUCUGUCAGGUCGUGUAUGCUCCUUCAGUGAUGUUGUACCUGAGGUUCACUUUAAGCACACCAAGGACAGGGCAGAGCAGCCCAGGAACGACACAGCCUGCCAGAACAUGAAAGAGGGGCUUGACAGGCUUCCCAAGAUGAAGCAGAGGGAUGGGACAGAGUUGCGUUUCUCUGUUAUCCCCAAGAAGACCUACCCUCCUGGGGCUACGCCGGCCCAGAUCACCCAGUGUAGCAUGGACCUGAGCUAUGCUUUAGAGACCGUACUGGAAAAAUACUACAAGCUACAGCCUCUCAGCCUGUUAGGUGAGCUGCAGUUUGCAUUUGUGUGCUUCCUGAUUGGAAAUGUAUAUGAGGGCUUUGAGCACUGGAAGUGCCUCUUGGCUCUGCUGUGUCGCUCAGAAGACUCCAUAUGUAAGCGCAAAGAUCUCUAUCUGGGUCUCAUCGCUGUGCUCUACCACCAGCUUGGUGAAAUUCCACCGGACUUCUUUGUUGACAUCGUGUCUCAGAACAACUUUCUCACCACUACACUGCAGGAGUUUUUCCAGUUCACCAGUGGUCCAGGUGUAGACAGUACAUUGCGGAAGAGAGCAGACAAGUUCAAAGCCCACCUGACCAAGAAGUUUUGCUGGGAUUUUGAGGCAGAUUUGGAUGACUGUGCCCCUGUGGUGGUUGAGCUCCCUGAAGGUGUCACACUGGACUGAAUCCGCUGGGGUCUGGACUCUGUAUAAAAACCAGAAGUAAGGACUGGAACUAGAUGGAAACUGUCAGAGGGACUAAAGGAGACCAAAGACUUUUAAAAAUGAGCAGGUUUCCACAUGUCCACAGUGUGUUCCAUAACUGUGUUUAGCUGCCGUAUUAAUUCUGUGUUGCUGGGCAGCAAUAGAACCACUGUUACAUGUUAAUUAAAUCAAUCACUUGUAUUUUCAUAAUUUCAGACUUCUGUCUUCACUGAAGUUCAGCAACUCAAAAUUUGUGAACUAAUUUUAUACAAAUCGUACAGUUGCCAAGAAUUUAGUAAUUGGAAAAUAAGUGUUUUGUAGCACUCAAAUGAUGAUUGUGGGAAAUGUCACUUUCUCAGCACAAAAUAAGGCUUGAACCUCAGUAACAAGGAUUCAGCUUUUACAAAGGGUUCUGACAUAUCUCAGACUGAAUAAAGCUAUAGUGAGGUCUAUAUGAUGGAUUUGGGUGCGCAUCCUCGUGGUGGGACUGGCACCGAUCACCCUUCUGCACAGUGCAUCUUUACUUAUUAGUGGUGUAAUCCUGUCCUCCUCCGCUAGGUGGUAGCCUUGAGCUUUAAAGACAUUCUUGCUCUGUGCAUCUCAAAAUGUAGAUUUCCACACAAUGAACAGCUGUUGAGUGGAACUAAAUGACAGUCCCAAGGUUACUCGGAACCAAGCCUAUUCUGGUUUGAGGAAGCUUUACUGGAAACAGUUCUGAUUCACAAUUCAAAAUAAGUGUACUCAUUACCAUGCAGACUGUAAAGCUGUUAUGGCUGAAAGUGGUGCCUGUCCUGCAGUGUGGCAAAAAUGUAUUUUCAGCUGUACUUUUUGUAGGUAUGCUCUAAAAUUAAAAUGUUCUAUGAAUAAUG
Molecule: messenger RNA, 2254 nt
Organism: Thalassophryne amazonica
Lineage: Eukaryota; Metazoa; Chordata; Actinopteri; Batrachoidiformes; Batrachoididae
Gene: aar2
Product: AAR2 splicing factor
Exons: 4
Coding region: 210-1367 (385 amino acids)
Biological process (GO): spliceosomal tri-snRNP complex assembly
Source: RefSeq, a predicted model, not a curated record